Teleopsis dalmanni is the source of this 658-nucleotide messenger RNA. RefSeq lists its product as uncharacterized. Bases 92 to 637 code for a protein of 181 amino acids. Gene Ontology annotation, molecular function: dGTPase activity. Gene Ontology annotation, biological process: dGTP catabolic process. The transcript is spliced from 5 exons. The record is from RefSeq and is a predicted model, not a curated record. NCBI's taxonomy places the organism in Eukaryota, Metazoa, Arthropoda, Insecta, Diptera, Diopsidae. Gene Ontology annotation, cellular component: nucleus.
UUUUGGUUUAUGAAGUUAUUAUAAAAUUGCUCCGUUUAAAGAUAAGAACGAAAUUUAAAUAUAUUGUUACUUUAACCGUUUAUGAAUCAUUAUGUGUGGAAAAAUGUUAGAAAUAGCUGAUCCAGUACAUGGUCAAAUUCUGCUUCCAUAUGACAUCGUCCAAAUCAUUAAUACUCCUCAAUUCCAACGUUUAAAAAAUAUCAAACAAUUGGGUGUGAUGUUUGUGAAUAAACCAGAAACAGUGCAUACAAGAUACGAUCAUUGUAUUGGGACGUAUUGGGCUAGUAAGAGAAUGCUGAAUAAACUAGAAAUAAAUAGUAAAUGGAUUACAAAAGACAAGGAUUGGCCAGUAUAUCGGUUGUCCGUAGAGAUUGCUGGAUUAUUACAUGAUAUAGGCCACGGACCAUUUUCGCAUGCUUGGGAAACUGUUGUUGAAAAUUAUAAUCAUGAGUGGAACGCUUUACCAUGCGUUAACGCAAUUUUUCGGCAACUGGAUAGCAGUAUUUGUAAUAAUUUACGAGCAAACCGCAAUUUCGGUAUUGAACUCAUAAAGGCACUUAUAGUUGGGGAACCAAAACUACUUUCAACUCCAAUGCCAGAGCAAUAUCUUUUUGUGUUCGAGGUUUGUGUAAAUUAACUGUAUUUAGAAGGAUAACAU